CGGAAGCUGGGUUCGUAAAGUGAAGAAAAACCAGAGCGCUCGGCCUCUCAGCUGUUUCAUCUUCUGCUGUACUCGGAGGCUGCCUGCCAAGUGUAGGAGUAGCUGCUGUCACCAUGGCUCUCAGCGACGCCGAUGUCCAAAAGCAGAUCAAACAUAUGAUGGCUUUCAUUGAACAGGAAGCAAAUGAGAAAGCCGAAGAAAUAGAUGCAAAGGCAGAAGAAGAAUUCAACAUUGAGAAAGGUCGUCUUGUGCAAACACAGAGACUGAAGAUAAUGGAAUAUUAUGAAAAGAAGGAGAAACAAAUUGAGCAGCAGAAGAAAAUUCAGAUGUCCAACUUGAUGAAUCAAGCAAGAUUGAAAGUCCUUAGAGCCAGAGAUGAUCUUAUCUCAGACUUAUUAAAUGAAGCAAAGCUGAGACUCUCCAAGGUAGUGAAAGAUACAGCUAGAUAUCAGGUUCUUUUGGAUGGACUUGUUCUUCAGGGUUUCUACCAAUUGCUGGAGCCACGAAUGAUUGUCCGUUGUAAGAGAAGCGAUCUCCCUCUGGUGAAGGCUUCAGUGCAAAAAACAAUUCCUGUGUACAAGAUUGCAACCAAAAAAGAUGUUGAUGUCCAAGUUGAUCCGGAGGCAUACCUGCCAGAGGACAUAGCUGGAGGUGUUGAGAUUUAUAAUGGGGAUCGUAAAAUAAAAGUUUCUAAUACCCUAGAAAGUAGACUGGAUCUUAUAGCCCAACAGAUGAUGCCAGAAGUCCGUGGGGCUUUGUUUGGUGCUAAUGCCAACAGGAAAUUUUUGGACUAAUCCUCUGAUGAGGUUCGAUCCAUUCCAUCUUCUGUAUUGAUGUUAUAAAAGUGUCUAAAAUUGAAGAAACAACUAUCAAUUUCUUCUUCCUUGAUGCUCUGACAUUGUCCUUUGUGGAAUAGUCUUUGUGUAGAAUGCCAUCAGCCUAAAUGUUAACUUUGGGAGAGGAUUUAUGGACUUAAAACUGUCAAGAAGUAACCUAGUUGAUAUAGAAAUGACCAAGUUCUGAUCUCCUCUACAUUCUAGGGACAAGGGGAAUACAUAUCAUUUGCAUGGUUUUCACUGAGAAUCCUUCUGUGAUCUGCCUUAGGUUGGAGUGAGCUCUGUGUGUGUGAGGUAUAUUAUAGUUUUUUUGUAUUUGUUUUCUGUAGGUUACAUCAAAAUGCAUAAGGAGCAUGCAUUCACUCCAGCAUCAGUAGUAUUACCCCUGUAACUAUUUGGGCUUUUAGAGGCUUUCUUCAGUUGUAUCUGUGAUUCAAAAAGGUGUGAAUAUGCUUUAUUUAUUAAAAUAAAAACUAUGUGGAUCAAACUAUAAUAA
This is a messenger RNA of Antechinus flavipes (yellow-footed antechinus), 1332 nucleotides long. It is a transcript of the gene ATP6V1E1, whose product is annotated as ATPase H+ transporting V1 subunit E1. Gene Ontology annotation, molecular function: proton-transporting ATPase activity, rotational mechanism. The coding region runs from base 114 to 794 and encodes 226 amino acids. The record is from RefSeq and is a predicted model, not a curated record. The transcript is spliced from 9 exons. Gene Ontology annotation, cellular component: proton-transporting two-sector ATPase complex, catalytic domain. NCBI's taxonomy places the organism in Eukaryota, Metazoa, Chordata, Mammalia, Dasyuromorphia, Dasyuridae. Gene Ontology annotation, biological process: proton transmembrane transport.